This is a messenger RNA of Marasmius oreades (fairy-ring Marasmius), 1011 nucleotides long. RefSeq lists its product as uncharacterized. NCBI's taxonomy places the organism in Eukaryota, Fungi, Basidiomycota, Agaricomycetes, Agaricales, Marasmiaceae. Gene Ontology annotation, biological process: carbohydrate metabolic process. The coding region runs from base 1 to 1011 and encodes 336 amino acids. The transcript is spliced from 2 exons. The record is from RefSeq and is a predicted model, not a curated record.
AUGGAAAUGUACUUUUGGCACUCGGCUCAAUGGGCACUCUGGAAUAAUUGGGAUCUCCUUCGCCGCUCAUCAGAUGUUUAUUCUCGCUUCCUUCCUAGCUCUCUAUCUCGUGCACAAAUUCAACAAGGUUGGGCUUCAGGUGCUCGUUGGCCAAAGAUGACAGAUCCUUCUGGUCGUUCGUCACCCGGACAAAUCAACAACCUGCUAAUCUGGCAACAACCUCAUCCGCUUAUCUUUGCGGAAUACGAAUACCGUGCGUUCCCAACGGAGAAGACAUUAAGAAAGUGGGAAGAAGUCGUAAGGGAGACAGCUAACUGGAUGGCGAGCUUUGCGUGGUUCAACGAGACAACGAAUCGAUACGAUUUGGGCCCGCCAAUGUAUCCCGUCAGCGAGGAUACCAGUCCUAAUGUGACGCGGAACGCGGCUUUUGAGCUUGCGUAUUGGCGGUUGGGAUUACUCCAUGCAUCGAAUUGGAUGGAAAAAUUAGGGAUCGAUGUUCCAAAGAACUGGACUGUUGUGAAAGAUAACUUAGCGGAGUUACCGAUAGACAACGGGACGUAUAGCGUGUACGAGGGAAUCGAGACAAAUUUUUGGACAGAUCCGGAGUAUACAAACGACCAUCCCGCGUUGGUUGGGCUGUAUGGCUGGCUUCCUCGUACUGAGGGCCUCGACCUGGAAAUCGCAAAAGCAACAAUGAAACAAGUCUGGACGCAUUGGAAUAUAAGUAAUUGUUGGGGUUGGGAUUUCCCAAUGCUCGCUAUGUCUGCAGCUCGUAACGGGGCAACAGAGCAAGCAAUCGAGUGGUUACUGCAUCCAUUACUUAUCUUUGACGACGUAGGAAUGCCUGUUGGGGGUGUCAGGGUACCGACGCCAUAUUUCCCAGGUUCAGGAAGUUUACUGUAUGCAGUUGCAAUGAUGUCAGGAGGGUGGGACGGUAGUACCGGACAUGCGCCAGGCUUCCCGCUCGCGGGAUGGAAUGUGCGGGUGGAAGGAAUCAGUAAAGCUCUUUGA